AGAUCAAAAAAAUGUCUUCGACAAAAACAAACAUGGCGUAGUUUUGUGUUGGCUGUUGCAUUCGUUAUUUAUUUUGCAUACAUUUGCAAUUACAAAUUAACCGGGGCUCUACAUUUCGUAAUAACCAGUGAAUGUUACAAAAGUCGUUUCAUGUGCGCAUAAUGCUUGUUACAAUUAAGGAACGCACCUAAAUCUCGAACGAGUUGAAAAAGAUUGCACCAACAGUCACUAUCCGAAUGACAUAUCAGGAUGUCUACAGAACGAGAGGACGGCCCAGUCUAUUACCGGGAGAUACAGAAGAAUACAUAUUUAAAAAGAAUACCAAAUGAAUUGCCGAGCAGUAAAUUAAUAGCAUUGGGUCACAAGAAACCCCCACUAAAAUCAAUGUGGACACAACUAUGCAUACACAAUGGUCGUACUCCAUAUUUAGAGCAGUACCCGGAAGCUGAUCAUCCUACAGCGCUUACACACCGACCAACUUGGCGAGCCAGUCUAUUGACAGCCCGACAUGUAACUGGCAGCGUUCGACCGAGACAGGGGAAUGAAUAUGAUUUUCUUGUGGACACAGAAAAAGGUCCAGUCAGAAUGCUUGCCCCAGAUUGGGAAACAAUGCAAGACUGGGUCACGACACUUCGUAAUAAACUGUCAGAACUGAAGAUUAUGAGCAAAGGGGAGAAUGUGUACUGUGCUCCGCCUGUGACGCCACAACCUCGGGCCCCGAACCGAGAUCCAACAUCACCAUUGCCACCCACACCGCCAGUUCCUCCUGACAGGGUACCAGGUAUCGAAAUUAUACCAACAGUACACACAGCUCCUGUAAGCACUGAAACACCUGCUCAACCUGAACAAGUCACCCAACUCAGUGAGCCCAGCCAACCAGAACCUCAAAACCCAGAACCGUUUGCAAUGCCCAGCACAAGCCAGCGUAGUGAAGGUAUUGCCAAGAUUUGUGGCCAAAAUAUAUGUCUGGAUGGGUCAUUGUUGGAAAGAAUCGGAUCGGGCUCGGGUGGUGACUUUGAUGAAGAGUUGGGCGAAACUGAAGAAUAUAGACAGACAGUAUUAGUUCCCGAAGACUCUGCUGAUGUGGAUCAACCACGAAUAGACUGUCCGUCCAAUAUAACAGUUAUACAAGUGUCAAACAGAGAAGCACCUCAUACAGCUAUACCCAUAGUGUCAACUGAAGAUGUUUUCGACUUUGAUGUGAACCGAAAAACUCCAAACUUCGUCAAUAUUGUUAAUACAGAGGUCAAUGUACAGAAUACGAACGAUUACGGCACGGUUUUCAACGACUACGGUCACGUGAGCACGAUGACAUCUGUCAGUCUGACAGCUGUCAAUCAGAAUGAUGCCUACGAGAGGCUGUGUAACGCGUCGACGUCGAAGGUGGAAGUUUUGAAGAGUCUAGACAAAAACAGGAAGUCCUCCUUACCUAAUCUAGUCAAAGAAUCAGAUUAUGAGUUUCUGUUUCCCAGCAGCGCUUCCGAGAGUAACACUGUGAAUGUAGUCAGUACUAACGGCGUCAAUACCAGAGCUAGAAGUUCCAGAGACAAUAAUAAUGUUCAAAUGAGAGUUAAUUCUAUUGACGAGGAGAUAAAUAUUGAGAAUUCAAGUUCAACAAGUGUAACGACCACUACCCAUUCUAUUAGUACUACCCAAGUGACUGCAACAGUAAGCAUUGCCCAAAUUACAUCUACACCUUCUGUUAGUCAUGCUCAAGUUAAUAGAACAGUGAAUAAUAUAAGUGCAGCACAUGUGUCUCCUGAACCCAUUAGUCUAACGAGUAGUGAAGUGAAUAGAAACGUUUUGGAUGCUCAUAUAGUCAGGAGUCACAGUCAGAAUGCAUAUGAGAAUUCACCUAGAAGAGUCGUGGUGAGAAGGGUGCAGGCAACUAGUCCUAAAAGAGAUGCACAGACUGAUAAAUCAGAUCAAAUCCAACCUAAACCCAUUUGGAAGAGGGGUCUUACAGAGUUCUCGCUGCUCACUCGGUUGAGGGCUUUUGGUCAGAGCAGACGGCAGGAGAGCCCGACUAGGAAUGAAAAUGGAAAUGAUAGGAAUCCAUUGACGUCUCCUGUCAAAGUUGUACGUCGUUCGAGACCGGAAGCCAGGGAAGGUGUGAGGAGAAGAAGCAAUUCACUAAGCAACGAAACCGUCAACUCUGCUGAACCCCGGCCCGGUACACUAAUAGGAGCCCCGCUGUCUGUACGAGACGGACCAGUUUUUGCUGAUUACAGCGGACACGUGUGGAUAUGCAGAUGGGGUGGUCCUUCGCCUGGCGUGGGUCGAUGUGGGGACAAGCUGGUGUCUGUGGGAAGGGUUUCACCCUCGGAUGCCCAUCAUGCUGUACGGCUUCUAGCUCACGCCGCGCCGAGGCAUAUCAACGUUCUCUUUCACAGGACGCCACUAGCGAAGAUAUACAAGAUUGUAAAGAGAGAUAAGGAGUUUAUUGGAAUAAAACUGGAUACUGAAUGCAACGUAACGAGUGUCGAACCUUCGUCGCCGGCGUCACGGGCCGGCUUACCGUUGGAGGGGCGGUGGGCGGUCACGCACGUCAACAGUCGACAGAUCAACUUGAUUAAAGGAGGUGAAGAGGAAAUGAACAGGCUAAGCUAUCAUAACACCGAAUUGACAGUGACAAUACAACCGUCAGGUUUAGUUAAGAAAAUCAGAUCGACCCUGAAAACGACGAAAAACGCCGUAGGUCUAAGGUAACAUCGACCCCUGUUGUAACAUUAGGUACAGUCGGCUACAGAAGUGCACUAUUCCAUUCGGUACAGUCAGCUACAGAAGUGCACUAUUUCAUUCAGAUGAAUCAGAGACUUGAGAAAAACACAAUGCGGUUUUUAUAAAAGCGAUUUUUGCAAUAGACCAAUAAAUAUAGAUCCGUUUUUUGUUCUUUUACGGUUAAGAAAUACAUAAUAAUGUCAAAUUUGUAUAUUAUUAUACAGCGGGUAGAUUGUCACUUAGCAUACGGGGAACAAUGAUUUACCAAUCCAAUGUAAAUAUCGGUUUUGUAACUAGCCCGCAAUGUACGCAUGUGAUUCUAAGAGAUCAACAACCCCACUAAUUCUGUGGCAGCUUAAUGUAAUAUACAUUUGUGAUUAUUUGUAACAAUGGCAGCUAUAUUUAAUUAUGUAUGUGUAAGAUGAUUCAAUUUUAUUUCUUUAAGUCGAAGUUCGAGGUCAACGCCCUGUGCCCUCUUCGGGCUAACUUUGCAUUCGAUUGCGGUUUCAAUUAUAUACUGAACUAAUAUUUUUUUCCAUUGAUGCUUAAAUUAGUUGAAACAUCCCGUUUUGUAUAUUUAAUGUAUGCUUUUGCAUGCGUUAAUAUUUGAUAAUAUAUGCGUUCGCAUAAUUGACAUAGUUUUCGAUGCGUGUGUGAUAAAAAAAUUAACUAGUUUUUUAUUCAUAAAUAUUUUUUAGGAAACUAUGGACUGAUAACUGUAAACACACGGAGUGAUAUUUCGGAUACGAUUAUUUAACAGUAUUUAUUAGAAAGUAAAAAAAAAUGCUUACAUUUUCUUUCUCGGUGUCCGAGAAACUCCCGUGUGUGAUCCAGCCAUAAGUUAAUACAAUAUGUUUAAUAUAAGCCAAUAUAAUUCGUCCCUUUCUCGCAUAUCAGCAAUCAAACAUGUGUGAUAAAUAUAGAUAUAUAUUUUUAGCACAUAAACGAAUCGAAUGGGUAGUCUUUGAUAAACUUAAAAACUAUUGUGAUUUUACUAUACAUAUUAAAAGAGUUUUUACUAAUUAUAUUUAAUUUAUGUUGACGUUUUUUUUUUUAUUAUAUUCGAAUAUUUUAAAUUUUUAUUACAUUACGCUGGUCGAAGCUUGGCUGUGUCUCUGACAUUGCUGACCUCAACAAGCGACGCUAAAGGUAAUCACACGACGUUACUCCUUCAACCUAGAAGUUUUUUUUUUAUGAAGGAAGGAUACCUGGUGGCCCAAAGGUCUUUCUGGUUUCACCAGGGCAGGUGGGCGAGCAAAGGCUCAGCCAGGAGGGGUGGGAUUUGCUAACGGCCGCCCGAGAGCCUCCGAAGGAGACCUAAUAGGUCAAAGGCAGCUGCUUCGCUAAUGCAUCUAUCAUAAAAGUCAUUCGUGACCAUGUGUUUAAUACUCAUUUACUUGAACUAAUUGAUCGCUGUUUCCAAACCUGGACAUCGGCAUAGCUGCGACGGCAUACUAAAGGAUUUUGAACUAAUUGAUCGCUGUUUCCAAACCUGGACAUCGGCAUAGCUGCGAUGCGACAGCAUACUAAGGGAUUUUGUUUAUGUACAAGUUAACCCAAACGCCAAAUGCCAAUAUAAACAAAGUAACUGACUGACAUUAUCAGCUAUUACCAGUAAUAAAAGUAAAAGAGGGACCCAAUUAUUACCGUACGCCCCAGAGUAAUGUAAUAAUAAUGUUGAAUCUCUGUAACUAAUAAAUGACUAUUUUCAUUUAGUCGUGUAAUAAUGCGCUUAAGUACACGUGCACUAAACCAGUGACCAUUUAAAAUUGUUCUCAUAAUAUUUACAAUUUUUUUUUUUUUGAAAAUAUAGAACUAGUUGUUUGAUUUGUAAUUAAAAACUAUUAAUAUUAAUGAAACAUCACCAAUUUAUAUAGUUUGUUUUUGGGAAGAAAGACAAGUGAUUUGGUGACGGUGAGAGAGGCGUUUUUUUCCUUUUUUUUCUCGUGUAAAACAUAUUGUAUGCACGGGAAUUACAAUUUAGGCAUAAAAUUAUUUCAGUUUAUGUACAUAUUAUAUUCGGAGCCUUGUGAUCAAUUCUAAUCAAAUAUACACUCGUUCUUUCUGUAUUUUUUUUGUAUAAAUAAAAUUUUAAUAUUGAAAUAUACGUAAUAAAUUAUGGAAUUUU
Bombyx mori (domestic silkworm) is the source of this 4849-nucleotide messenger RNA. RefSeq lists its product as uncharacterized. NCBI's taxonomy places the organism in Eukaryota, Metazoa, Arthropoda, Insecta, Lepidoptera, Bombycidae. The record is from RefSeq and is a predicted model, not a curated record. The transcript is spliced from 13 exons. The coding region runs from base 250 to 2709 and encodes 819 amino acids.